AUGAGGAAGAAGAAGAAGAAGCGCUGAGGCCUGAGCUGUGCUCGUCUGUUGUUUUCUCUCCUUAAGUCAAAUAAAACCUCAAGUUCGGCCUCAGUUGCCGUCUCGACUGAAUCAAAAAUUCGGGGCGGACUUUGAUACCGCGUGAAACGUCCCCGCGGUUCCCGGAGAGCAGUCUGUUGUCUUCCGUUAGCGUCUGAAGUGAGCUGACUGAUCCUCGGGGGAGACGGCCUGCAGGUGAGUCACGUGGUGCAGGUGCCGUCUACACAGCGGGAGUCCCGGGUGUGCAGGGACGGGUGGCGACCCUGGACGUGGUGCCGGUGCUGCAGGGAUGGAGCCUCCUGCAGGAGAGGAGCAGCUGUGCGUGCUGCUGCUGGAGCACGGGGCGGGGCAGCACGUGGCCCGCAGUGACGCCGGCUGCCAGUGGGAGGGGCCCGACCCGGACCUGAAGGAGGACCGGAAGGAGGACCGGAGGGAGGUGGGGUGCCAGAGCGACCUGGCGGAGACCCGGGACGCCGGCGUCCAGGUGGACCUGCUGAGCCAGCAGCUGAGCUGGAGACACUCAGGCCCGUCAACCAUGCUGCUUCGCUGCCGACCCGACGGUGAGGACGGAGGCGCUCUGCUGCAGCACUGCUCCACCAACCGCACCAGAACCAGAAUCAUCCGACCCGCCAUCAAGUUCUCUGAUGCACCUGCUGAGUCCAAGGCCAGUGUCCGGAGAAGAGCACCACCUCAGAGCUUCUCUACCACUAGACAGAGUCUGUCACAACGCCGUAGCCGCCAGAAGUCACCUGACCAGCAGGAGGAGGAGGAGGAGGAGGAGGAAGAAGUAGAGGAGGAGAUGAUGACGGUGGAGGAGGACACAGGUGAUCCCACCUGGGAUCCAGCUGAAGGAGAUAUGGAGUCCCGGCUGCUCCCUUCUGCUCUCGGAGACGCCCAGCUGGACUCGGACUCCCAGCAUGCACCUCUGUGUGACGUCAAGCUAGAGCUGGAACCUGACAACAGCGUAUGUGACGUUUGUGGAAAGGUGAUGAAGAACAAGUCGAGUCUGGCAAGGCACUCGUUCAUCCACACGGGGAAGAAGCCGUUCGCCUGCCACCUGUGCGAGCUGCGCUUCAACCGCCGCGACAACCUGCAGCACCACCUGACCCGGCUGCACCCCAACGGCGUGGCCAAGCUGGAGAAGCAGAGGCAGGUGCAGGCGUGGCUGUGCGCCGUCUGCGGGAAGACGUUCAGCUGCAGGUCCCGGCUGAAGACCCACGAAGUCAUCCACUCCGGCGUCAAGCCGCACCGCUGCGACCUCUGCCCCAAGGCCUACAUGCGGACCAACGACCUGGAGCACCACAAGAAGAUGGUGCACGUGGACGGCGCCGGCGCCGCCGAGCUGCAGCGGCCCAGCUCGCUGCUCUGCGACUUCUGCGGCAAGGAGUUCAAGUGCAAGUCCCAGCUCGCCAUCCACUUCCAGACGCACACCGGCGAGCGGCCGCACCUGUGCGACAUCUGCGGCCGCAAGUUCGGGCGCCAGUACCAGCUCAAGCGCCACAAGAUCCUGGUGCACGCCAACCACAUGGACGGCGAGGAGAACCUGCCGCCCGACGCGGCGUUUGUCUGCGUUGUCUGCGGAAAGCGGCUGAAGUCGGAGGCGCUGCUCCACGCCCACGCUCGCAUGCACACGGGCGACAAGCCGUACCGCUGCAGCAUCUGCCUGCGCAGCUUCCAGCGCGCCGCCUGCCUGAAGCAGCACCACGCUCGCGUACACCUCAAGAUGAAGGCCGGCGACGCGUCGCACGCCGCCAGCCGCAGGAGGGGCUCGCACGCCGCCAACACCUUCCCCUGCUCCGUCUGCAGCAAGGUCUUCAAGUUCCGCUCCCUGCUGGCCAGCCACUCGCUGAUCCACAGCGAGCUGCGCCCCUUCGCCUGCGACUUCUGCAGCCGCAGCUUCCGCCGCCUCAGCCACCUGAAGCGGCACCGCGAGGUGGUGCACGCCAACGGGGCGCGCCUGCCCCAGAGCUUCGUCUGCCACAUCUGCGGCAAGGACAAGAAGUGCCGCUCGCAGCUCGCCAGGCACGUCAUCAUCCACACGGGCGAGCGGCCCUUCGUCUGCGACCUCUGCCCCGCCCGCUUCAAUCGCCACGGCAACCUGCAGCAGCACAAGAAGCGGAUGCACGGCGUGGGCAAGCCGGCGGACGAGGAGGACGUGCCCGUCCUGUUUGGUGACGAGGAUGAGGACUAUGACGACGAGGACGACGACAUGGCGGAGACGGCGGACGCCUUGGAAUCGGCAGAGGAGCAGUUCGACGCCGCGCCGGACGACAUGGAGGUCGCCGCACAGCUGGAGACCACCUGAACAAAGAUCCAAGCUCGCUAGCAGCGUCCUUGGAGGACGCCAGAGAAACACGCUGGAUCCGAGGGGAGGGUCGCACCCUCCGCCGAUCAGAACUAUCAAUUUUAACUUUUGAGAUGCUUCUUAAUGAUAAAUUGAGCUUUCAGUCACAUGGCAGAAUCAACCGGGGUCGCCACGGCAACGCACUCUCUGGGGCAGAGAGGCUGACGAAGGCUGGCGUGUGGAAGGGGGUCAGCUGAACUGACAGGAGACGUCCCCACGGCAACGGGACCAGAAGCUCCGUCGGAGGAGGGAGGAGCUGGAGCUGCUCUCCAGACCUGGACACGUCCCAGGACACGAUUGGACCUCACUAAGACCCGAUUGUCCUCAGUAGGUGCUGGCUGUGGUCAGACGGGGCCCGUUCUGCCUCUGACUGAACCGGACGCUUCGGUGUUGCCUUGCAGGAGGUCGACCAGCCGUCACCACGGACCGGCUGGGAGAAACACAUGUGACUUUUCUAAAUGUUUGAGCUGAUUAAACCUAAGAAAGAACGCUGCCUUAUUGUUGUCGAUGCUUUUCUUGCACUGGUCAGAUCGGAGGACGUGACGGCGCUGCGGCCGAGGCCUCCACAUGUCCUGGUUUUCAGCUGGGGUUUGUGUUCUGGGCAGGGGUGAAAGUAGAUUAAAGUUCUUGCUGGUACAACUAUCCCAACCUUCAUAGCUUGUUCUCCUCCCACCUCCAGCUUCUUCAUCCCUGAACACACAUUCAAUUUUUUAACGCCUGUACGGUGUAGAAAUUAGAAACACAACACUGUGUAGGCCUAUAGCAAAUGAUUUAUUUAAAUGGUGUUAAUAAAGGCCAGUCCGGACCAAGGAUUGUCACAGAAUAAUUUGUAAAUGUUGACAAAACUUUCAAAAUCAUAACAAUUUGUUUUGUUUCAAAUUAGAAUAAAUUUACAGUUAAAUUCAUCAGCAUCUUAACGGUUAACAAGUCUCUGUCUUUGAAUUUUCAGAACAUUGG
This is a messenger RNA of Cololabis saira (Pacific saury), 3340 nucleotides long. RefSeq names its product zinc finger protein ZFP2-like. The record is from RefSeq and is a predicted model, not a curated record. Gene Ontology annotation, molecular function: RNA polymerase II cis-regulatory region sequence-specific DNA binding; DNA-binding transcription factor activity, RNA polymerase II-specific. The transcript is spliced from 4 exons. Bases 329 to 2344 code for a protein of 671 amino acids. NCBI's taxonomy places the organism in Eukaryota, Metazoa, Chordata, Actinopteri, Beloniformes, Belonidae. Gene Ontology annotation, biological process: regulation of DNA-templated transcription.